Molecule: messenger RNA, 2928 nt
Organism: Bufo bufo (common toad)
Lineage: Eukaryota; Metazoa; Chordata; Amphibia; Anura; Bufonidae
Gene: SPIRE2
Product: spire type actin nucleation factor 2
Exons: 15
Coding region: 67-2181 (704 amino acids)
Biological process (GO): establishment of meiotic spindle localization; polar body extrusion after meiotic divisions; cleavage furrow formation
Cellular component (GO): cytoplasmic vesicle membrane; cell cortex
Molecular function (GO): actin binding
Source: RefSeq, a predicted model, not a curated record
CACAUCCCUGCACCGGACUCCUGAUGGAGAGCUGCCCGCUGCGCGCCCGGUGAUGGAGCUGCCCGUAUGGCCAAGGCUAAGAGCAGCGGCGGCGGGACCGGAGGGGGGCGCGGGGAGCUGUCCCUGGAGGAGGUGCUGAAGUCCUACGAGCAGCCCAUCAAUGAGGAGCAGGCGUGGGCCGUGUGCUACCAGUGUGCCCGGGGGCUGGCCGGCGGCUCCCCGCGGACCAGGAUACGGGACCCGGCCUCCCUGCUGCUUCACCGGGACGGGACAGUCACCGUGGUGCCGGAGAGCCCCGCCGGGACUACCGGGAAUGCCCCCCUUUCAUCACUCACGGAGACACAGCAGAUGGUGCAAUGUCUGGGCUUUGCCAUCUACCGGGCACUGGACUGGGGGCUGGAUGAGAGUGAGGAGAGAAUGCUCAGCCCCGAAUUGGAGCAGCUCAUCGAACUCAUGGCUGCCAGCGACUCCGAGGGCGUCCUGACAGACGAGGGCUAUGAAGGAACAGAGGAUGAAGAUGAAGAAGGUCCUCCAAAAGUGGUGCGGAGUCUGUCAGCAGUCCUGCGCUUCUGUGCGUCCCGUCUGCCCGAGCCCCGGGAGGCGCCAGUCCACUACCAGGCGGUAUGCAGAGCCCUGUUUGCAGAGACUUUAGAACUUCAAGCUUUUCUCCAAAAAAUACGGGAAGCCAAAGAGAUGCUGAUGAAGAUGACGGUGGAGAAGGAAGAACCGGACGGACUUGGGAACCUGCAGAACACAGAUUGGGCGCGUCUGUGGGUGCAGCUGAUGAGAGAUCUGCGACAUGGGGUACAGCUGAAGAAGGUGCGGGAGAAGACGUUUAACUCUUUGCCCACCGAGUACCAGCUCACUCCAUUUGAGAUGCUUAUGGAGGACAUCAGGUCACGAAAUUACAAACUGCGCAAGGUCAUGGUCGGAGGAGACAUUACUUCCAAGGUGAAGAAAGACGCACACGAAUUAAUCCUGGACUUCAUCAGAUCUCGUCCUCCUCUGAAGCCGGCUUCCAAGCGGACUCUUCCCCCGUUGCCCCUCAGACAGAGAAGUCUCCACGAGAAGAUUCUGGAGGAGAUUAGGCAGGAACCGAAACUGCGUCCUGUGCAGACGGAGAGGCGAGGACAGAAAGGCUUCGGCUCGCUCCCUUGUAUUGUGGAUGCCUAUUCUGCCGAUAUGAAGUCAACAUCUUGUAUUAACCUCUCCGUUCCGGAAACUGCGGCACCGCGGGCACGUCCCCGUAUCCUGCUCAAGGCCCCCACGCUGGCAGAGAUGGAAGAGAUGAAUCUGUCUGAGGACGAUGACUCCCCCGGUUCUGAGCUGCGGCGGGUGACGAGUGCUCCAUUGCCUCUGAAACGCGACCGCUCGUUCUCCGAGCAGGACCUGGCACAGUUACAGACGGAGAUGGGACACAGGCCGCUGAGAGAGGAACUACAAAGACCAGAGCCCCGGGCUCGAUCGGGCAGCAUGAACACCCCGCACAGACCUCUGCAUCGGACUCUGACGGGUUACUCGGCCUAUGCCGGCUCUGGAUCCCCUUCACCCAGCCGCAGCUCCCUCAGCUCAGUGCAGGAGAGGACAGAACCGGAGUCCCCCUCCGACAGCAGCUCUAGACACCAAUGGCUGGAGUUCAGUCACCCGGUGGACACGCUGGCGCUAACAGUAGAGGAGGUUAUAAACGUGCGCAGGGUGCUGGUGAAGGCCGAGAUGGAGAAGUUCCUGCCGAGCAAAGAGCUGUACACCAACCUAAAGAAAGGAAAGGUUUGCUGCUGUUGCCGGACGAAAUUCCCUUUGUUCUCUUGGCCUGCCAAUUGCCUGUUCUGUAAGAGGUCCACUUGUGGCUCCUGUAGCGUUAAGAUGAAGCUUCCAGCCAAGAAGUUUGGGCACAUUCCCGUCUACAGUGUGGGGUUUGAGAGCCCCCAAGGAAUAAUCGGCACGCAUGGACACGCUCACAAAAAGCGGGACGCCUUCCAGUCCUGCAGCGGCCUGUCCUUGAAGAAUGUAGAGAGUCAGUUCCCCCACAUCUACGCUCAGGGUUCCGCUCUGAAGGAGGUGUGUUCGGACUGCGCCAGCUUCAUCCGCGAUGUGGUCUGCUCCAGCCGAAAAAGCGUGGACAUCCUAAACGCCAGAACGGGGUCCUCUCGUCCCCAAUACAGGACAGUCAAAAAACUGUGAUAAAAUGCAGCCGCACCUUCCGCCCCGUCUCCGCCACUUCCUCGCGCCGACAUAGGGCCCUUUGAGAAGGGGGCAGCAAGCAUUAACCCAUUCCUAUAUAUACAUAUAUACUAUUUAAGCUUCCAUUGAAUGAACCGAUCAGUGUAAACAGAUGCCUUGAGGAGAAGAUCGGAGUCGGGGAAGCCUUGACCUUCUCCAGUGUUGCUAUAGGACCAGUGUUAUGGUAUUGGAGAGAAGGAGGAGGCGGUUGGGUUUAAUUUAUCGUAGCUUUAUAGGCUCUAAGCCUCCAAGGACGGCGCAGGGUCACUGAGAAUCUCUUAGGGUUCCUGAAAACCUGGAGCCGGUAGGUCUGCAGAUCAUACAUCCACCUUACAUUAAACGGCAAGGAAGAAAUCGGUCUCUCUAGCGCCACCUACAGACCUAUUUUACAUACAUUCCUGCAGCAGUCCCAUUUCUGGUAAUGGGGGCAUAUUAGGUAAUUGCUAUGAAAGCUGUUUCCUAAGGUAUUUUGAAUAUGGUCUGCAACCUGUGGCUGACACAGAUUUUGACAUACUGGGACUUGUCGUUUUCCAGCAACUAAAGGGUCAAUGGUUACAGAAAGAGCUUCAGCCAUCAAGGUCAAGAUAAUAGGGGGCCGUAUUGAGAGCACCCAGAUAUUAAAGGCUACGUACACCUUUGGGAGAAUUUCUUUUUAUUGUUGCAUUGUACUCCUUUUGAGCAAAAAAUAGCUUUUUUUUUUUCCCCCAA